Molecule: messenger RNA, 1280 nt
Organism: Portunus trituberculatus (swimming crab)
Lineage: Eukaryota; Metazoa; Arthropoda; Malacostraca; Decapoda; Portunidae
Product: succinate dehydrogenase assembly factor 4, mitochondrial-like
Exons: 4
Coding region: 267-581 (104 amino acids)
Biological process (GO): mitochondrial respiratory chain complex II assembly
Cellular component (GO): mitochondrion
Source: RefSeq, a predicted model, not a curated record
ACAACAGCAGCAGUCGCGUGUUACAUAGCCUAUGUGAGAGCCAGCUCGCCGCCUACUCCACACUGCAACAUUUUUAUUGAGUUUGACCAUACAGUUGUAAGUAGCUGGAGACAGUGUUAGGAGUGAAGGUUCCAGCGCUUGUUUGUGUUGCUAACUACGGGAUUACUGUGGUGUGGACUGGCUUGUGCCACUCUACUCACUGCCGUCCCUCUUCAUUACAUCACUGUUUAAAGUCACGUGUGAAGAACCAGGCGAACCAGAAGUGAAUGAUGCUGUCGAGAACCUCUAUCCUCAGCCAUUACAUGAAAGGGAUGCUGAUUCCUCGGCCAUGCAGAGCGAUGUCAUCGUCAACUAAGAGUCAUGAAGCUGGAGACUCUGCUCCCAAGAAAGCCAAGACCCCCAUAGGUAAGCUUGAUGACCAAGAAACUCCAGAGGGACAGCAUCCCUAUCAGGAGAAGGAGCCCCUACCAGCCUUCCCUGACAAUAUCAACCCUGCCACAGGAGAAGUAGGAGGCCCAAGGGGACCAGAGCCCACACGCUAUGGAGAUUGGGAACGGAAAGGCCGCGUCACAGACUUUUGAACCUUCUCUUUAUGAUCCUAGAGACAAUAUAUAUUUAGAUUUGAUUGAACCCAACCAAUGAUUUUUAUUGGUUCAAUGAGGUGUACAAUUACUGCAUGAUAAAGUAGAAAGUUGUGCUGUUGAACUACCUCAGUUUUGUUGUGAUUAGACGUUUGAGUUUACAUACCAUAAUUUUGUUGCUUCUUGUCUAAUCUUUACUUGUGCAUUUAUUGUUCAUUGCAUGACACCUUCACUUUCAUGCAUAGAUCUGAAUAGUUGGCAACAUCCAGAUGUAGGAAUGUGAAAACUAAAGCUAUUUUUCCAUUUCUUCAAGUAUGACCUUGACAAGUGUCUUCUCUCCUCCCAUUCUGCUAGCUGAAUGGAAGAGUAACAGCUUGUGAGUGUGACAUUAUCUAAGGUGUUUGAUCAGAAACUUAAAUUUGUAGCAGCAGAAUUUUGGCUGAGGUGUGUCCAUUGUUCAUCACCAGAGAUGUGUAUUCUCGGUGAUAGUUCAUAGCAUGCUACUUCAAGCUGUUUCAAACAAGAAUGAAUUUCCAAUCCAAUAUUUUAAGUCAACUUUAUUCACACAUUAUAUUAAUGAUGAGUUUGUAAUUUAUAUUAAUGAUGGAUUUGUAAUUUUUCAUGAGGAAAUUUUUUGUUAAAUAAUUACCUUUUGUGUGUACAUACAGAGUGUUGUAAAUAUAAUAUACCAAAACCUAA